Messenger RNA from Tupaia belangeri chinensis (Chinese tree shrew), 6393 nucleotides. RefSeq names its product ankyrin repeat and fibronectin type III domain containing 1 (gene ANKFN1). NCBI's taxonomy places the organism in Eukaryota, Metazoa, Chordata, Mammalia, Scandentia, Tupaiidae. The transcript is spliced from 19 exons. Gene Ontology annotation, molecular function: protein binding. Bases 589 to 3828 code for a protein of 1079 amino acids. Gene Ontology annotation, cellular component: spindle. The record is from RefSeq and is a predicted model, not a curated record. Gene Ontology annotation, biological process: regulation of establishment of bipolar cell polarity; establishment of mitotic spindle orientation.
AAAUGCCCAGAGAUUUCUUCCUGUGAAGUGUACUUCAUUGGAUCUCUUUAGAAUUGUUCUUCAGGGACAGUGAAACAAAUGACUGAGAAGCAGAGUCUGAGAUUUGUGUGAACUUUUGGGGAAAGGUAAGGGGUGAGAAGAAAGGCACAGGCCAUGAGUGAGGGUGGAGGCUGCUUUGCAUCAUUGGCCUCUGAAGCUCUGCGGUGGCCACAGUUUUCCUUUCUCCUCAUUGUUAUGGCGGCGUCUGGGCAGAGAGAAGCUUUGGAGCCAGACCUCUGAGGCUGUGUGUGGUGAGCCUGCAGGGGCUGGCAGUCGCUAAGGGCGGAAACCACUGUUUGGGAGCUGCUGGUGGUUUAACUAUUUCUGUUGCUCACUGCUGGAGAACAGAAAAGAACAGGAGAGCCUGAGCAUUCUACAUUGUGAUUCUGUUCAUGAAUAGGAAGGAGGUUCGCUUGUUUUGCGCAGAAGCUGAGCCACAGGAGAAAGCAAACCCAAUGUGAUUUAUUGAAUGAAAGCACUGGACAAUUACCAACAACUUAUUCCUCUGCUGCUUCCUCGAACAACCUAAACUGGAAUUACUGUGUGAAAAUGACCCAACAAAUGCAGAACUUACAUCUUUCUCAGUCAAAAAAACACAGUGCCCCAUCAUCUCCCAAUGCUGCCAAACGUCUGUAUAGGAACCUCUCUGAGAAGCUGAAGGGAAGCCACUCGUCAUUUGAUGAGGCCUACUUUAGGACAAGAACUGAUCGGCUGAGUCUCAGAAAGACCUCGGUGAACUUCCAGGGCAAUGAAGCCAUGUUUGAAGCAGUUGAACAGCAGGACAUGGAUGCUGUGCAGAUCUUGCUGUAUCAGUAUACACCAGAAGAACUAGAUCUCAACACACCUAACAGUGAGGGGUUGACACCCCUGGAUAUUGCCAUCAUGACCAACAAUGUGCCCAUUGCUAGGAUCCUCCUGAAAACAGGGGCCCAAGAAAGUCCACACUUUGUCAGCUUAGAAAGCCGAGCACUGCACCUCAACACACUGGUCCAGGAAGCCCACGAGAGGGUGAGUGAACUAUCCGCCCAGGUGGAGAAUGAAGGAUUCACUCUGGACAACACAGAGAAAGAAAAACAGCUAAAAGCUUGGGAAUGGAGGUACCGGCUCUACAGACGCAUGAAAACGGGCUUCGAGCACGCCAGAGCUCCUGAGGUGCCAACCAAUGUCUGUCUCAUGGUAACGAGCAGCACCUCUCUCACCGUCAGCUUUCAAGAACCUCUUAGUGUCAACGCAGCUGUAGUAACCAGGUAUAAAGUGGAAUGGAGCAUGUCUAAAGACUUCUCUCCUUUGGCUGGAGAAAUUAUCAUGGAUAACCUGCAGACCUUGAGAUACACAAUCACAGGACUUACGACGGGCCAACAGUAUUUUGUUCAAGUCUCGGCUUAUAACAUGAAAGGAUGGGGACCUGCUCAGACCACGACACCAGCAUGUGCCUCUCCUUCUAACUGGAAAGACUAUGACAACAGAGAGCCCAGACACAAGGGACAGAAUGAAGUUUUGGAAGGUCUGCUGCAGCAGGUCCGAGCCCUUCAUCAGCAUUACAGUUGCCGGGAAAGUUCAAAACUACAAACCACAGGCCGCAAGCAGUCAGUCUCAAGGAGCCUGAAACACCUGUUCCAUUCCUCAAACAAGUUUGUGAAGACCUUAAAACGGGGACUCUACAUAGCCGUUAUAUUUUAUUACAAAGACAAUAUGUUAGUCACCAGUGAAGAUCAAAUACCGAUUGUUGAAAUAGAUGACGCUCACACGAGUUCCAUUACACAAGAUUUUCUGUGGUUUACAAAGCUGUCUUGUAUGUGGGAAGAUAUAAGGUGGUUGAGGCAGAGUGUACCUAUCUCCAUGUCCUCAUCCACAGUACUGCAAACUCGGCAGAAGAUGCUUGCAGCAACAGCCCAGCUACAGAAUUUACUUGGAACACACAACUUGGGAAGAGUUUACUAUGAACCCAUUAAAGAUCGACAUGGAAACAUACUCAUAGUCACCAUCAGAGAAGUAGAGAUGCUUUAUUCAUUUUUUAAUGGUAAAUGGAUGCAGAUCUCAAAGCUGCAAAGUCAGAGAAAGUCUUUAUCAACGCCUGAAGAGCCAACAGCCUUAGACAUUUUACUAAUAACCAUCCAGGAUAUUCUUUCUUAUCACAAAAGGAGUCAUCAGCGUCUAUCUCCUGGAUUAUAUUUGGGUUACUUAAAGCUAUGUAGCUCUGUGGAUCAGAUCAAAGUUCUUGUUAUGCAAAAGUUGCCCAACAUGCUCUGCCACACGAAGAUCCGUGAAAACAAUAAUAUUUCCAAAGAGGAGUGGGAAUGGAUCCAAAAGCUUUCUGGCUCUGAAUCUAUGGAAAGUGUGGAUCAUACUUCUGACUGCCCCAUGCAAUUGUUCUUCUACGAGCUCCAGAUGGCAGUGAAAGCUCUCCUUAAGCAGAUCAAUAUACCUCUACACCAGGCAAGGAACUUCCGCCUCUACACACAGGAGGUGUUGGAAAUGGGUCACAAUGUGUCCUUUCUUCUCCUGCUCCCUGCCUCAGACGACGUCUGUACAGCCCCAGGACAGAAUAAUCCUUACACCCCACACUCAGGGUUUCUUAACCUCCCUCUUCAGAUGUUUGAACUUGUUCAUUUUUGCAGCUACAGGGAGAAAUUUAUUAGUCUGUAUUGCCGCCUUUCUGCUGUUAUGGAGCUGGAUUCUCUGAAUACCCAACAAUCCCUGAGGGAAGCGAUCUCAGACAGCGAGGUUGCAGCUGCCAAACAAAGACACCAGCAAGUUUUAGAUUUCAUUCAGCAAAUAGAUGAAGUUUGGCGUGAAAUGAGAUGGAUCAUGGAUGCUCUACAGUAUGCAAGAUACAAACAACCAGUUUCUGGCUUGCUCAUCACUAAACUGAUAGAUCCUUCAGAUGAGCAGAACCUGAAGAAAAUCAGCUCUACGUCAUCACACAUAGACUGUCUUCCAUCCCCAUCUCCAUCACCAGAGAUGCACAGAAGAAAAGCAGUGAGUGACUCACAGCCCUGCUCCGAUGAGGAAGGCUGCUCUGAAGUCUUCCUCCCCACUGACAGUGACUACGACUCCAGUGACGCCCUGAGUCCCAGAGACCUGGACCUGGUCUACCUGUCAUCCCACGACAUCGCUCAGCAGGCCCUAAGCGGCCUGUGCGGCAGCGCUCCCGAUGUCCUACAGGUGCACGACGUGAAGAGCGCAGCAGGGCCAGGUCAGGAUGCCCAAGGCCGGGUCCAGGGCCCAGAUCGCGAACAGUCGUGUGCGGAGUUCCUCCACAGCCUGACCCUCACCGACUUCGCGCCCAAGAACCACACCAAGAUGGCACCCGGCGCGCGGCCCCCGCUGGGCUUUCUGGGAAAACGGAAGCCGGGCAAGCACCAGCACUACGGCGGCUUCAGUCGCCACCACCGCUGGCUGCGCAUGCACAGCGAGACGCAGUCUCUGUCGCUCUCCGAUGGCGUUUACACGCAGCAUCUGUCGCGGGCCUGCGGCCUGGCCCAGGGGUCCGGAGAGGCCGAGCGGCCAGAACCUGCCCUCGAUGGGCCCCGGGGUCUGGCUCUAUCCCACGCCGCCAGCCUCCCUGAAGAGAGGAAGAGCAGCCUCCUGGACGCGAGGCCUUCAGUCCACCGCAUCUACGUGGAGUCCUACCCCGUGGCCCUGGUGAGCCAGGACGCAAAGCCAUGGGGCAGCUUGAGCCCACCACCAGUAGGCCACCCAGACCUGCCCAGCCCCACCGGCCUGGAGACGAGCCCUGAGAGCCCCGCCACCACCCCGGUGUCAGAAAUACUCAGCAGCAUGCUUUAGGGAGUCGCCACCGCGCCGUUCCACCAUUAGGCCCUGCAUUUCACAGCGUCUACCCACAGCCUGCCCCACAGUGUACUCGCCCGUAUUCAAACGUUUUGAAUGUUACACAUCCACAUAUGGCAGAUUCAAGGCCCUCUUUAUCAGAGGUAAAGGGGCGUAGAGGCCGGACUUGCCAGUGUCUUUCCCAGUGCUGCCUAGAAAGGGCAUGAGAAGCUCUUGUAUCAACAGGGACUCUGAUUCAAACUUGCCACGCUGUUAGUAGCACCUGUGGCUGAGGUGGGCCAGCCCAGAGGCACCCUCAGUUCUACACCUGGCUCUGUAACCUCACACCUGGGUUUAAGGCUCUUUUAGGGAUUUGUGAUUGAUGAACAGGAGUUCCAUAAAUAAAAUAAGAUUGGCAUUGUUUUCCCAAACCUUUAGAAGAGUAUCUGGCAGAGGUCCAGGUUAUAUUAUGUAGCACACCGAGGUGAGUUGGACUUGUCCUGGUUUCCCAGUCUGCUAAAACAAGUCUUUCCAACUAUAGAUUUCUCAGAACUCAUUUUCUCCUUCAGCACUUGUCUAAGUAGGCUUCAGACAGGACUUUCCUUGUCUGAGCUCUGUAUGAAGACCACCAGAAGCAAAAAUGAGGACACUUGUUUUCUUGUAAAGACAGAAUAGGGCAGGAAGCAACCCUUCCUGCGCAUUCAGCUUAUGUUCAAGUGUUGAAAACAGUCUGGAAAUUUUUCCAGGGUGCUAGGAGUUGGCUUAAUUAAGUGAAAGUCUAAGUUAUAGACAAGAUAAAGGGAGGAAGGAGAUAUAAGCAAAAAUCUAUUUCCUUUACAAUUCUAAGAUAAACAAAGUAAGUCUAUGGGGACGGUGUCUCUGAAAAUCGUAGUGGAUCUGCUCCAGAUUCUUAAGUGAUGAGAUUGUCAUUGAACAAGAAAGUGCCUUGCAGAUAUAGUCAAGCAGUAAUGGACUCCUCACUGCCCCACAGGACAUCCACUAAAGGCAUAUCAGAGGUCAAGGAACUGAUUGUCCAGGGCCAGGAUGGCUGCCUUCCCCUCUUCAGUCUACCCCUCCAGGAGUCAGUUUUGCCCUGAGAUCAUCUACCCAAUGGCCUUGGGGAAAAUCAUUUCUUCAAAUCCCCUGCCAGUGUUUUAUUCCAAAGAUGAGCUCAAAAACUCUUGGAAAUCCUGCUUUGGUUUCGCUGCCUCCUACCUGAAUUUCUCCCAAAUGAGAAACCCAAUCAAAGAGAAAUCAUACCGCGUGUUCAGAAAAGGCAUGAGUCUUCUCAUCUCCUAGAGCCAAGAUCCAUUCAGUUCACUGACAUUCUAAAUGGUCCUUUUCUGCUUCACAGGCAUUUCAGUUAAAUAUUGCUCUUUAUGGCCCUAUCCCUAUCCUCACAGUUCUACCAUUCUUCCUCAUGGGAGUUCAUAUAAAGUCCCCUGUUCACAAUGUUAUUCUGAUCCCUUCCAUUUUUAAAACAUUUGAUUUAAACAUAAAUAAUUACCCUGCUGGAAAGGUACAGCUUUGGCUCAUGGCCUAUGGUCAUUAGAAAACUAAAGCCUGGAGCUCAGUCUUUAUUUUUUUAAGAGAUUUUAUACUCAACGAACCCCCCAAAGAAUCUUGAUCUGAAUCACUACAGCUCCUUUUCUAUGCCUAAGAGAAUUUUAAAAUACAGUUUUCUUCUGUCUAAGUCAGUUCUAGAUGUAUGGAAGGCUAGAGAGUGUUAAAACUAGAAGGGACCAUAAAAUUUGUCUAAAUCUUUAUAUUUACAGAAGGAAAAUGAAGACCAGAGAGAUUCAGUGACUUGCACAAGGUCACAAAGCUGGUUUAGUCUCAGAGUUAGGGAUGAAAACCAAAACUAUUUUCUUUAAACAGGUAGCCCUUUGCUAGCUAGUACAAACUUAGUCAACUCUUGAUUGCCUAUGGACUACUUACCUAUUUUGCAAAUCAUUUAUCUAUUUCCAAUUCCAAAUUCAAGUCUUCUGCUUAACCUAUACCUAACAAGUUUCCAAGAUCACAGAGCACCUUGUUUUAGGAAAUAAAAAUUUCACGUAGUAGAUAUCUAAGUUAAUUAACUGAAAAGCAAAUUUGAGAAGAUGGCAUUUCAAAUUAUUCUAUUCUUAAUUAGUAACAUAAAUGACAAAGUUAUCUGCAAUCAGUUUCUACUUAUUUCUAGUUAUAAGACAAAUUGUAAAUGUUGAAUAAAUCUGUGAGAUGAGGUGCUAGAAUUAUCAAGAACUAAGAAACCCAGCAAUUCUCUGAUCCUGACCAUUCUGGUGACGUGAGAGGAAGUUCCCAACUGAAAAUUAGAUAGGAAUUAUUCAACAAGCAGCAAAGGCAGAAACAUGCACCCUUCUGAUCCCUCAUUUGGUCAACAAGUUCUGGCAUACUGGGCCAAAAUUAGAUUAAUUUCAAACCAAUAAUUUAUAUUGAGGACACAGGGUUAUUUUUUCAUCUUCUGCGAGAAAGAGAGGCAUGCUCAUUAAAUGAAUAAUGAACAGUAGAUUUCAACUGACAUACUUAACUCACUUGAAAAUACAUUUUCCAGGGGCCAGCAGAUAGCAUAGCAGUUCAGUUGCU